CACACGAGCAGAAGAAGAAACUCUCAACAUGGGGAUUCGCCGCCAGCUGUGUUUUCUCGCGAGCUUGGUGCUUGCUAUUCACGCUGGACCGAUUUUAAAGCCUGCUUACAAAAAUAAAGCCAUUGCAAGGGAUUACCUGAGAAAAUUCUACAGUCUGAAAGAUUUAAUGGGCACUACUAAUUUUCGCCCAGAAGAAGAGAUCGAUCCACCGUCCGAUAAGCUGAAAGAGAUGCAGAAGUUUUUCGGGCUUAAGGUCACUGGAACUCUGAAUAAAGAAACACUGGAGGUGAUGAAGAAGCCCCGCUGUGGAGUUCCAGAUGUUGCUGCGUACUCCACAUUUGAAGGCAAACCCAAAUGGCAGAAAAACAAGCUCACCUACAGAAUCGUGAACUACACCCCUGACAUGUCAAAAGCUGAAGUGGAUGAAUCCAUGGAGAAAGCCCUGCAGGUCUGGGCCAAUGUCACUCCUCUGAGAUUCACCCGUAUCUACAAAGGCACAGCUGACAUCAUGAUCUCCUUUGCUACAAGUUAUCAUGGUGAUGCUUCCCCAUUUGAUGGACCACAAGGCACUUUGGCUCAUGCUUUUGCUCCUUCUCUUGGAAUCGGUGGAGAUGCACAUUUCGAUGAUGAUGAGUUUUUCACAUUCCGCUCAUCUAAAGGAUUUGUCCUGUUCUUGGUGGCCGCCCAUGAGUUUGGUCACUCUUUGGGUCUUUCUCAUUCCGACGUUCCUGGCGCUCUGAUGUUUCCCACAUACAGCUUUACUGAUCCGGAUCGUUUCUCUCUGUCCAGUGAUGACAUCAGAGGGAUUCAGUCGCUCUAUGGCACAAACAGAGACAUAACCCCCAUCCAACCUCAUCCAGAAGUACCAACAACUCCUAAGGCUUGUGACCCUAAUCUGAUCUUGGAUGCAGCUACAACUUUAAGGGGUGAAACAAUGUUCUUCAAGGACGGCUUUUUCUGGCGUAGAUCUCCGAGCAGAACUGUGACGCAACUUCCGAUCAAGAGUUUCUGGGCCAGCGCUCCGGAUAAUAUAGAUGCUGCUUACGAGGAUCCAGUGCAAGAUAAACUUUUCCUAUUCAAAGGUAAACAAGUCUGGGCAUUUAAUGGCAGCAAUCUUGAGCGCGGCUAUCCCAAGACUCUUAGCAGCUUUGGUCUGUCAUCAUUGGUGAGAAAAGUUAGUGCUGCCGUCUAUGACAAAAACUCAGGAAAAACACUGCUCUUUGUUGACAAGGUUUACUACAGCUAUGAUGAAAGGGCAAAGAAGAUGGACAGAGGAUAUCCCCAACAAGUGGAAAGUGGAUUUCCAGGGUUGACUGGAAAGGUUACAGCAGCCCACAUGUCUAAUGGUUACAUUUAUCUCUACAGUGGGAGAAAUGUGUAUGAGUUCGGAUACAUAGGCGGAGUUUCACUUUUAUGCAUGGGGGGAGGGCACCCACUGGCAGACGAGCCAAGAGCACUUUUUUAUGUGUUCUACAUUUCAUGUAUUUAUGUAACACAUAUUCUUAUCCGGCGUGAUGACGUCAUUACUGUGUCAGUGCCGGCACCGCCACACACUCGCGUCAUGGUACUGUUCGAGCAUGCCAACGCACCCGGUCCAGAGCAGGGAGGAGACGCACACUUUGACGAUGAUGAGAGGUGGACGCUAAGAUCACGAGGUAUAAACCUGCUUUUGGUGGCGGCUCAUGAAUUCGGACAUGCACUGGGACUAGAGCACUCCACAGACCCUUUGGCUCUCAUGUAUCCAACUUACCGUAUGUCAACACGAAUGGCUAUGCACUUCCUCGUGAUGACCGACUUGGGGUCCAGGCCCUGUCAGCAGUACUGGGCAGUAAAGGGCAACACUACUUUGCCUGGAUAUCCCAAACCCAUAUAUAAAUUCGGGUUUCCCAAAUACGUGAGAAAGAUUGAUGCAGCUGUAUAUGUAAAAUCAAUCAACCGCACUUUGUUUUUUGUUGGAACCAAAUACUGGAGCUUCAAUGAAAGAACAGCUCAGAUGGACAGAGACUUUCCUAAAACUAUUCGACGUAAUUUCCCUGGCAUUGGGUCACGGGUGGAUGCUGCUUUUGAAAAUGAUGGUUAUCUGUAUUUCUCAGAAGGUUCAAGGCAAUCGGAGUAUAAUUUCACCUCAAGACGAGUGAAUCGGUUUCUGUUGAACUAUGGAUGGCUAGACUGCUACUAAACAUUUAAAUGAAAAUGAAAAGAAAUUAAAUGAAAGUUGUACCUAUAGUAAUGUACCUAUAUUUUUCUGUUUUGUUUUGUUUUGUUUUUGAUGAAAUCUUAU
This is a messenger RNA of Sinocyclocheilus rhinocerous, 2281 nucleotides long. RefSeq names its product collagenase 3-like. Bases 29 to 2179 code for a protein of 716 amino acids. The transcript has 15 exons. NCBI's taxonomy places the organism in Eukaryota, Metazoa, Chordata, Actinopteri, Cypriniformes, Cyprinidae. Gene Ontology annotation, molecular function: metalloendopeptidase activity; zinc ion binding. The record is from RefSeq and is a predicted model, not a curated record. Gene Ontology annotation, biological process: collagen catabolic process; proteolysis; extracellular matrix organization. Gene Ontology annotation, cellular component: extracellular matrix.